This is a messenger RNA of Durusdinium trenchii, 1828 nucleotides long. Lineage: Eukaryota; Dinophyceae; Suessiales; Symbiodiniaceae. The record is from the annotation of a GenBank genome assembly.
CACCCGCCUCCCCUCCGCGCGCGCGUCAAGCUGGGGGCCGGGGGAACCGAACGCGGAAGGGGGCGGGCUUGCAGCUGCAGGUCGAUGUUUGCUCGGCUGACGUCGCUGGCGCCGGAGCGUCUCGAGGCCAACAAGACCAUUGCCAUUUUCCCUUGCUAAAGGGGGGACUGGAAGAAGAAGCAGAAGAUGAUGAUGAUGAUGAUGAUGAUGGCGGCGGUGAUACACCAAAAAUCGAUGUGGCGUUAGGACAAUGCAUCUUUGUCUUCUCGAGUUGGCCGGUCAACUGGGCGGCCAGCCCACCGAACGCCAGGCCACCAAGCCUUGUGCCUAAAGGAAACAUUCAUGUUCGGCCGCCCCUCCGUUUCGAAGAUGGGAGGGGUGGGUCUAACGACCGAACGUGUUCUGACGUCGGCAGCCGCCCAUGGCACGGACCCGCCUCAGUUCCCAGGUGACGGGACCCGCCGUGCCGCUCCUCGCACCUCGCAGUUCGAUCGAGCAGCCUCGAGCGACGGGAUGUCGGCAUGGAGCAGGCGCGAUUCGAAGGGAGGACGGAGCAUUCAUGCUCAACAGGUCUCCGAUUUCCGGUGGCUGAAAUGACGAAGAAAGAAGUGGUGACCUGGCAGUGAGGGUGCUGCAUAGAUGCUUGAUGAAUCAAAACCCAAAGUGUUUCUUUCGCUUUGACCAUCCAAGUGGGGUGGUUUGAUGAAUCUCAGGAAGCUUGAACUCGUUCCGUUCUGCCCAGAUCGCGGUGUUGGACGUCCAAAAGACCGAGCAUGGACCCCCCACCCACGUGUGGGCCGGGCUGUUCAGGACUCCUCCUAGCCCAGUUGAAGGCCUUUUGUGUGGGAUUCAGUGAACACAAUCUAACCCAGAAAGCCCAACAUCUUAAAGAGGUACCAGUAGUGGUACCAGUUUUCAUGCAGAUUUCAAGUGAUUUUUAAGACUUUGGUUUUCCAGAUUCGAAGCCACUUUCCGGUGAUGUUCCAGCACCGGUCAUGUACGGCCUUCACCCAUCAUGACCCCCGAUGUCCCACCGCGACCCUCGAGGUCGCGCCUUCACAGCGACCCUCCCCGUCCUCGCAGCCGUGCGGCGGCGCGCCAAGCCCAAACGGCGGGAGUCCGCCUUCGACCCCAUCGCGGAGUACAAGCGCGUGCAGUCGGAUCCGUUAGGGUCUUGGGGCUUCUUGGAGGAGGAGGAAUUUGCCCAGCGAAUGGCCUCCUUCACUGCGGUGGCCUUUGUACCUUCCAUCCUGCUGAGCGUGACGGUUUUUCCCCCGAGCGACGAGGAGGGCAUCUUCCUUCCCAACAUGCUGGCAGCCUUUGCUUACGGCUUGGGGCUCACAAUGGCGGUAAGCUUUUUGCUAUUGCUGCGCAUCAGUAGCCUGUUGGACCCUCUCAACAAGGGCUUGAAGGCCACCUCCUAUUUGGUGGAAGACAGCCGGAACAAGAGGAGUUUGCCAGGGGAUGGCGGCUAUUACAGUGAAGUGCGGCAAAAGACGAAGGAGGAGGUCCAACGAGACCAACUCCUGGGCGAGUACCAGACGAACCCGGCCAUGGGACGUCUCAGAAAGUACCUGGUGGGCGCUGCGGCGUUGUCCGUGCUCGGCUGGGUGCUGGGUUCCAUCUCGGGUGGCGAGAUGAGUUUGAACGAGGAUGAGGAAGACGAGCGAAAAUGUGGCACUCGUUGCAUCCCUGGUUUGAUGACCGAUGACUCGGGGAUCCAGAGGAAUAGCUAUCGACUCUUCACUGACCGUGGCCUAUAGAGCCCGGCCGGGCCGCGCGGCUGGGCCGGGCGCAGGCGGUCUGCGACGUCCGGCUGCGUGCAGAA